Saccostrea echinata is the source of this 4177-nucleotide messenger RNA. Its product is annotated as unconventional myosin-Ic-like. Gene Ontology annotation, molecular function: microfilament motor activity; actin filament binding; ATP binding. Gene Ontology annotation, cellular component: vesicle; actin cytoskeleton; microvillus. NCBI's taxonomy places the organism in Eukaryota, Metazoa, Mollusca, Bivalvia, Ostreida, Ostreidae. Bases 165 to 3251 code for a protein of 1028 amino acids. The record is from RefSeq and is a predicted model, not a curated record. Gene Ontology annotation, biological process: vesicle transport along actin filament; actin filament organization. The transcript is spliced from 29 exons.
AGCUAUUUCAUGGUUGUCAAGGAAUGUUGUGGUUUUAAAGUUAACAAGAAAUUUGACCAGGUGUAAUGUUAAGGGAUUUAUCUUAGACUGACUGUCAGGUAAUGAAUCAAUAGAGACCGGGAACUCAAGAAGGAGAAUAUCUGUAAUAUUAAAAUUUGGUUACCAUGGAGAAUGAACUUCACAAGCGGGACCAUACGGGGGUCCAGGAUUUUGUUUUGCUGGAGGACUUUAUGAAUCCCGAGGCUUUUGUGGAAAAUCUAAGGAAGAGAUUCAAUGCUAACCUCAUAUACACCUACAUUGGACCAGUGUUAGUGUCAGUGAAUCCGUAUCAGAAUUUUGACAUUUAUAAUGAGGAGUAUGUACAGAUCUACAGAAACGUCAACUUUUACGAGCUCCCACCUCAUAUAUUUGCCAUCGCUGAUGCAGCAUACCGGUCGAUGCGCGGAGAGAACCGGAACCACUGUGUCCUGAUUUCUGGUGAAUCUGGUGCUGGAAAAACCGAGGCGUCCAAAAAAAUCCUGCAAUAUAUCGCAGCCAGCUCCAAACACAUGAGAGAUGUGGAGCAAGUCAAAGAUCGGCUGCUACAGUCAAAUCCAAUAUUGGAGGCUUUUGGGAAUGCAAAAACCAACAGGAAUGACAACUCUAGCAGAUUUGGAAAAUAUAUGGACAUUCAAUUUGACUUCAAGGGAGUUCCUGUGGGAGGCCACAUUCUGAACUAUUUACUGGAGAAAUCCCGAGUCUGUCACCACUCUGAAGGAGAACGUAACUUUCACAUAUUUUAUCAGCUGAUCGCAGGGGGAACCCCCUUACUGCUGAGUAAACUCAGGUUGACCAAGGAUGCUGAAAAGUACCAUUACUUGACACAGGGCAAGAGUGUUCGAGUAGAUGCACUGAAUGACCACAAAGAUUUCAACCAUGUAAAACAUGCAUUGGAUGUGUGUGACUUCACAGCACAGGAACAAGAGGCCUUGUUUUCUAUCGUGGCAUCCGUUCUACAUCUGGGAAACAUUCAGUUUGACGAGGAUGAUGAUGGACUGGCUAAUAUUACAGAUUUUUCUCCAGUGGAAAAUAUUUCACAGCUGCUGGGAUGUCCGGAGGGUGUGUUACAAUCAGCUCUACAGAACAGAACCAUUGAAGCUAAAGGAGAAAAGAUGAAAUCACCACUAAACAAGGACCAGGCCUUGUAUGCUAGAGAUGCCCUCGCUAAGGGAGUUUAUGACAGGCUGUUUACUUGGAUUGUCAAAAAGGUCAACAACUCGUUAAACAGCAGGAAGCGAAUGAGAUGCAGUUUGAUGGGUAUUUUAGAUAUCUAUGGGUUUGAGAUUUUUGGGGUGAACAGCUUUGAACAGUUCUGUAUAAACUACUGCAACGAGAAACUACAACAGCUCUUUAUUGAACUGACUCUGAAAUCCGAACAAGAGGAAUAUCAAAGGGAGGGAAUUGCUUGGGAGAAAGUGGACUAUUUCAACAACAAAAUAAUUUGUGACCUUGUUGAGGGGAAGCCUGUAGGAAUCAUUGCUAUCAUGGAUGAGGAAUGCCUGCGGCCGGGGGAACCAACUGACGGGACAUUCUUGGAGAAACUGAACCUUAAUCUGGGUCAGCAUCCUCACUUUGUCAGCCAUUCCUCUGCGACAGAUGUAGCUGAACGCAAGUCCAUCGGCCGAGAUGAGUUUCGUUUACUACAUUUUGCGGGUCAGGUCACAUACAGCAUUCAGGGAUUCCUAGACAAGAACAAUGACACGUUAUUCAGAGAUCUGAAAGAGGCAAUGAGUCAGACGUCUAACAAGAUCACCAGUCAGUGUUUCCCUCAAGCAGAGUUACAGAAUAAAAAAAGACCAAACACGGCAGCCACACAGUUCAAGACCAGCCUGGCUCAACUGAUGGAGAUCCUAAUGUCCAAAGAGCCGUCAUAUGUCAGGUGUAUCAAGCCCAAUGAUUACAAGAGAUCAGAUCAGUUUGAUGACCAGAUUGUUCACCAUCAAGUAAAGUAUCUCGGUUUGAUGGAGAACUUGAGGGUCAGGAGAGCUGGCUUUGCCUACAGAAGGCCAUAUGAAAUAUUUCUGAACAGGUACAAGAGCCUCUGUCCAGACACCUGGCCACACUUUGAUGGAACAGCUAAGGAGGGAGUGGAGGUGUUGGUCAAUCAUCUACAGUACAGUAAUGAUGAUUACAGACUUGGAAAAACAAAGUUGUUCAUCAGAUUUCCUCGUGUUCUGUUUGCCACAGAGGAUGCCUUUCAGUUACGCAAGCAUGAUUUGGCCACUCUAGUGCAGGCUCGCUACAGAGGGUUCGCUCAGAAGAAGAAGUUCCAGACCUGGAAGUUGUCUGCUAUCCGUCUACAGAGUCACUGGAGACGAGUCGCUGCACAGAGACUUCUAAAGAGGAGGAAGCAGGCAGCAGAAAGACUCCGAGGAUUCAUCAAGGGAUUCAUUCAUCGCCUGGAGCCGGAAUGUGAUGAAAACAAGCACUUUAUCCAGUACACCAAAUACAACUACCUAACUAAACUGAAAGAUCAACUCCCCAAAAAUGUCCUGGACAAAAACUGGCCACCCGCACCACAGUUACUGCAGGAGACAUCUCAAUUGUUACGAGACCUGUGUAUGAGAAACCUCACACUCCGCUAUGUGAAAUCCAUUACACCUGCUCGAAAGGCACAGAUGGAAGAAAAGGUAGUAGCCGAGUCCUUGUUCAGGGGGAAGAAAGAGAGCUACUCAAAAAGUGUGGAGGAAAUGUUUGCUGAGACCCGUCUAGACAGCACACAAGAAGAGAUGCUGUGUACCACAUUUGACACUAAAAUUAAACAACCUGAUGAAAAAGUCCAGUAUUCAGCUCCUGUUACUAAGUUUGAUCGCCAUGGCUACAAGUCCAGGAAGAGGAUAUUAGUAUUAACGGACAAACACCUGUAUUUACUGGACGAGAAGUCAGAUUUAUUAAAGGACAAGUUACCUUUCCAGCAGAUCACAGGUCUCCUAACCAGCAGUCUAAGUGAUGGUCUGUUUGUGAUCACAAUAAAUAUGGACGACAAUGGCAGCAAGGGAGACCUGAUAUUACAUUCUGAUAGAGUGAUAGAACUUGUAACAAAAAUUGUCAUCCAUGGGAAGAAGUCCGAGGCCUUCAGGGUCAUUAGUGAAACAAGCAUAACACAUGGUAUAUCUGGUGGGAAGAAGGGGUGUAUUGAGUUCACUCGAGGUCAGACAUCAGCAGUCAAGAAGGCCAAGAAUGGAAAUCUCUGUGUUAUGGUGGCUCAAUGAAUUCCAAGCACCUGCCAAAGACAGCUGAACUGAUAUUCAGACUUCUGAUUUCCAAACAUUUGAACUUCUGAUAUCCAGACAUCCAAAUUUCUGAUAUCCAGACAUCUGAAUUUCUGAUAUCCAGACAUCCAAACUUCUGAUAUCCAGACAUCUGAAUUUCUGAUAUCCAGACAUCCAAACAUCUGAUAUCCAGACAUCUGAAUUUCUGAUAUCCAGACAUCCAAACUUCUGAUAUCCAGACAUCUGACAUACCUCUACCAUCUUCAUUGGAAUCCAUUAUACACAUACCUGUGUGAUCCUCUGUUAAAUGUGUUUCUGACAUGUCAAAUUGGACUCUUUUCUAAAUGUCCAAUUCUUUUGUUAUUAUUUCCCUUUAUAUAAUUUUGUCAACAAGAGUCCAUGAUGAAAUCUGACCAGCUAACAAAGAUCAUGUCCAGAACAUUUUUUAUAUUCCUCCUGUGUUCAAUCAUUAGACUUAUAGUACUGCCAUAGUAGAAGUGUUUAGUAUAUAUAUGUAUACCCAUGUUGACUGUUCUUGUGAUGUUGUCUUAUUUUUUUAUAGCAUCUGUUUAAAAAAUCUAUUCAUGCUUGAUUUCACUUUAUGUUCAUUCUUUAGUCUGUUCCACAAGUUUACCUAGAUAUGGGUUCUGCUAAUUAAUGCCAUAAAUCAAGUGUUUGAGGGGAUAUGAAACGGGGUCUCUCAGACACUUGCCAUUAUAUUGCACUUGUUUAAUUGUAGCAUUGUUUACAUCAUUUCUAUUUAUAUAUACAUCAUAUACUAUAUUGUGCCUAUUGCUAAGUUGUGAUAUGUUGCAAGAUUUGCCAUCCUUUAUUGCUAGUUUGCAAAUUUCUAUACAAACAUUUAUUGUUGUUAUUUGUUAAAUUAUUGUACAAUUCAACCUAAUUAAAUGUUUAUUUUCUCCUUA